Molecule: messenger RNA, 1551 nt
Organism: Closterium sp. Yama58-4
Lineage: Eukaryota; Viridiplantae; Streptophyta; Zygnematophyceae; Desmidiales; Closteriaceae
Source: the annotation of a GenBank genome assembly
AUGACGAGUCGGUGCCCUUUUACCGUCUCUUCCCGUACCCCACUUCCCCUCCCCCCCCCCCUCUCGCCGCUCUUCCCCGCUCCAGGUCCCUGUCCGGUAGACCCCCUCCCCCCUCAAGGUCCUGCUCCUUCAGGUGUGCCUCAUGUAGUCCCACUCCCCUUGGCUGAGCCUUUCAAGCCGAAUGCUGUCGACUCUGGUGCUGCUGGGGGUGGUGCUUAUAGGGGUGCUGAGUCUGUGGGUGCUGACCCUGAGGGUGCGGAGCUUGGGGGUGCUGAGCCUGAGGGUGUGGAGCCUGGGGGUGCUGAGCCUGAGGGUGCGGAGCUUGGGGGGGUGCUGCGUCUGCUGGAGGUCCUACGGGUGCCUCGCCACAGCGAUUUUGUCGGUGAGAGCCUCUCUCACCACAGCAGCUGCGCGAGUGGUUUGCUCGGCGCAGCCACCUUCGGAUUGGCGCCGCCGGAGCUGGAGGCCCUGCCGCUGGAGGCACUGACGCUUGAGGCGCUGGUGCUGGAGGCGCUAGAUCUGGUUGUCCUGGAGCUGGAGGCACUGGAGCUGGAGGCGCUGGAGCUGGAGGUGCUAGAGCUGGAGGCGCUGGAGCAAGAGGCGCUGGAGCUGGAGACCUUGGAGCUGGAGGCACUGGAGCUGGAGGCGCUGGAGCUGGAGGCGCUGGAGCUGGAGACCUUGGAGCUGGUGGCCCUGGAGCUGGAGGCGUUGGAGCUGGAGGCGCUGGAGCUGGAGACCCAAGAGCUGGAGCACUCACACUAUGACACUUCAUCCUUCCUCUUUUCCACAGCGUAUCCCCCUCCGUCUCCUCCUGCGUCCUGUUUUCCUGAUGUUCCAGACCCCGAGUCUGACCUAGUUUGUGCUGCCAGCCCUACUGUCACGCGUCUCCUAGCCACUAUUGUCACUGACCCGUCGUUUGAGUCCAUUGCUAUGUGUGCCUUAGUUGUUGAGCUUGUUGACUUUGCUGCUGCGUGUCGUCUCGACUACGCCGCUAAUCUUGUUGCAGAGUCUCAGUCUGUCUAUCCUUUGUCCAUCAAGGGUGAGUGUGCUCUUGGCACAGACGUCCUUGAGGACAAACAGGAGGACUUUGAGUCUCUUGCAGCUGCUGUACCUCAUCUCGUGGCCAUGCUGCUUGCACCUGAGGGAGACCCGGAUGCACUGGACAUCCCGACCCUACGCUCUUACUCAGAGGCGAUUAUGGGUCCCUACUCCUCUCAGUGGCAGACAGCCAUGGACGCAGAGAUGGCAUCCUGGAAGUCCACAAGCACUUACGUUGACGCAGUUCCCCCUCCUGGGGCGAACAUAGUCGAUGGCAUGUGGAUUUUCAGGGUGAAGCGGCUGCCGGGUUCUCCACCUGUCUUCAAGGCUCGUUACGUUGCACGAGGCUUUAGUCAGCGACAGGGAGUUUACUUCUUCCAGACCUUCUCCCCUACCCCAAAGAUGACCACUCUUUGGGUGCUGCUGCACGUUGCCGCUCACCGUGACUACGAGCUUCACUCUCUUGACUUCAGCACGGCUUUCUUACACUGCUUGACUUUGCUUGUACUGUGA